Molecule: messenger RNA, 564 nt
Organism: Lucilia cuprina (Australian sheep blowfly)
Lineage: Eukaryota; Metazoa; Arthropoda; Insecta; Diptera; Calliphoridae
Product: pupal cuticle protein G1A-like
Exons: 2
Coding region: 40-453 (137 amino acids)
Source: RefSeq, a predicted model, not a curated record
ACUCUUAAAAACAUACAACUUCAGCUAAACUUAAUAAACAUGUACAAAUCUAUUGCUUGCAUUGCCCUCUUCUGUUUGGCUACUGUCAGCGCUGGACUCAUUGAAACCCAUCAUGUUGUCCAGGAACCUGUCUUAGCUAAGGUUGGCUCUGUUGUUCAUUCGGCUCCCUCGGCUGUGUCACAUCAAAGUAUUACCCGUUAUCACAACAAGGCUAUGGUUACCCCCGUUGUUACACCUGUCGUAAAGACUACUGUUCAUACCGCCCCUGUUGUGUCUGUGGUCAAGACUGCCCCUGUUGUUCACGCCGCUCCUGUUGUCCAUGAAUAUGUCAAGUCAGCUCCUGUUGUUCACACCUAUGCUGCUGCUCCCGUAGUACACUCUGUACCUGUAGUCCAUGCUGCCCCUGUUGUGCACAAAACUGUACUUCCCGCCACUUAUAGUUUCCAUCAUUAAGUUAUUGAAUUGUUAAAGACAGUUGGCAAAAUGAUUUGUUCGUUGUUUAGUUAAUAUAAUUAUAAUAAAAAAUUUAUUUAACAAAUCUUAAAAGUCAUCAAAAAUUAAUUA